AUGGACCGCAUCGUCGGCCGCAAGUUCAAGCUCGGCCGGAAGAUCGGCUCCGGCUCCUUCGGGGUCAUCUACCUCGCCACGGAUAUGGACACCUACGAGAUCGUCGCGGUGAAGAUUGAAAGUAGCACCUCGAAGCAUCCCCAGCUGUUUUAUGAGGCAAAGAUCUACAACGCCCUGCAAGGAGGAAGUGGCAUUGCGAAUGUUAAAUGGUGUGGUGUGGAUGGGGAGGAAAAUGUUCUUAUCAUUGAUCUGUUGGGCCCGAGCUUAGAAGAUUUGUUUGUCUACUGCGGCAGAAAAUUCACCUUGAAGACUGUCCUAAUGCUUGCAGACCAAAUGCUUACAAGGAUAGAAUUUAUGCAUUCCAAAGGAUACUUGCAUAGAGACAUAAAACCUGACAAUUUCCUAAUGGGUCUCGGCCGGAAGGCAAAUCAGGUCUAUGUAAUUGAUUUUGGGCUUGCAAAAAGAUACCGUGAUUCUACUACGAAUCGACAUAUUCCUUACAGGGAACAUAAGAACUUAACUGGCACUGCACGUUAUGCAAGUAGCAACACUCACCUUGGAAUUGAGCAAAGUCGACGGGAUGAUUUGGAAUCUCUUGGCUAUGUUCUCCUAUAUUUUCUCCGAGGAAGUCUUCCCUGGCAGGGACUAAAAGCUGCAACGAAAAAGCAGAAGUAUGAGAAGAUAUGUGAGAAAAAGAUUUCAACACCUAUCGAGGUGUUAUGCAAAUCCUGUCCAGUAGAAUUUGCAUCUUACUUCCACUACUGCAAGUCAUUGACAUUUGAUCAGCGGCCUGAUUAUGGAUUCGUGAAGCGCCUUUUUCGAGACUUAUUCGACCGCCAAGGUUAUGAUUUUGAUUAUGUCUUUGACUGGACUGUUUUGAAAUAUAAACAAGGCCAAAAGACCCAGCAUGUUCCUGGGGCAACUAUUACUCGAGCAAUCCCAACACAUCUUGACAAACGAGCGGGUGUAAAUGGGGAUGUCCAUCCAAAUGAAGCCCAUGAACAGAUGGAGUCAAGCCAUAUGACCGGGUCAGCUGCACAGUUACAGAGGCAAAAUAUGGCUGCCAGUGCCAGAAAUGAAAACCCGAAGAAUGAUGGGAAUUCAAGACAUAUAGUGCGUAUUGACGCUUUUCAUCAAAAUCAGGGUUUUGACAGCAAUACUGGCUCUCCUAGCGCUUGUUUUCCGACACUUCCGCACAAUGCCCCAGCAAGGUGA
Triticum turgidum subsp. durum (durum wheat) is the source of this 1215-nucleotide messenger RNA. The record is from the annotation of a GenBank genome assembly. Lineage: Eukaryota; Viridiplantae; Streptophyta; Magnoliopsida; Poales; Poaceae.